AUGGCAUCGACUAACACCCCGUCGGGAUACAUCGGAAACCUCUCCACGGAGCAGGAGGCCAAAUUGCAGCAGCUCUGGACAAUACUCCUGAAGGCCUUGGAGGCCUCCGGCGUAGAAGGGCCACCGCAACGCAAGCAAUCCAUCUCGGGCACCGACGGCAAUGGUUCCGGCCGCGCCAGCACCGCUUCGACUCGUGCCGACUCAUCACAAUUGACCCAGAGCCUCCAAGAGACGGGGUUGGAUGCCACGCAAAUCAAGGCCAUCAGGCAAGCCUUGGCCAACAUGACCACCGACGAACUCCACCAAGGUUUCUUGACCAGCUUCAAGAAUGAGAAUCCCGACGUCCUGAUGCUCCGAUACCUCCGGGCCCGCAAGUGGGAUGUGUGCAACGCUUUCGCAAUGAUGGUGGCUGCAGUCGAAUGGCGAGUGAAAGAAAUGCGGGUAGAUGAGGUGCUGGUGAAUGGCGAGCUCCAUGCAUUGAAACAGGAACAGAACACGGCGAACCCAAGUGAGCAAAAGGAAGGUAGCAGCUUCCUGGCGCAGAGUCGCAUGGGCAAAUGCUUCCUUCACGGUGUGGACAAGGUCGGUCGGCCCAUUGUGGUGAUUCGAGUGCGCCUGCACAAGCCGGGGGAGCAAAGCGAAGAAGUACUGAAUCGGUACAUUGUCAAUGUGAUCGAAUCGGUCCGACUUCUGUUGCGGCAACCAGUGGAAACUGCUACGGUUGUUUUCGACAUGACAGGCUUUUCCCUCUCGAACAUGGAGUACCCGCCCGUGAAGUUCAUCAUCCGCUGUUUCGAAGCCAACUAUCCCGAAUGUCUCGGGGUCUUGCUAAUCCACAAUGCACCAUGGAUUUUCUCCGGUAUCUGGAAACUCAUCAAGGGAUGGAUGGACCCCGUCAUUGUUUCCAAGAUCCAGUUCACCAAGUCCGUCAAGGAUCUGGAAACUUACAUCCCACGAGAGAGAAUUUUCAAGGAGCUCGGUGGGCCGGAGGACUGGGAGUACAAGUACAUUGAGCCAGAGCAAAACGAGAACAAGAGGAUGGAUGACACCACCACACGGGAGGCUCUCGAGGACGAGCGACGGGAUAUUGUCAGAGAGCUCUUGACCACGACAUCGUCAUGGAUCACAGCCACUGCGACCAAGGACAACGAGCAGCUUAAGACUAGCAAGGCACGACGGGACGAGCUAGCAGAGCAACUGAGCGCCAACUACUGGAAACUGGAUCCAUAUGUGCGCGCUCGUAACUGCCUUGACCGCGCAGGUAUCAUCCCAGACAUUGGUUUUCAGCCGCAACAGGGAUUAAAGACGGAGAAGCAGUUGGAGGUAGAGCAACAUGAGACAGCUCCGGUCAAUGUUGUUAGUUAG
Molecule: messenger RNA, 1365 nt
Organism: Aspergillus chevalieri
Lineage: Eukaryota; Fungi; Ascomycota; Eurotiomycetes; Eurotiales; Aspergillaceae
Product: CRAL-TRIO domain-containing protein
Exons: 4
Coding region: 1-1365 (454 amino acids)
Source: RefSeq, a predicted model, not a curated record